CCUGGGUCUUGUCUCUAGGUGGUGCUGUAUGUCCUACCUUUUGCUUUACACAGCUGGGGAACCCAUUCACAGAUCCACUCCUCCAGUCUACAGUCGUCACAGGUCUGAGUAGUCUCCCUGACGUGGUCUGGACGUGGUGUGUCUGCCUCCCCGCAGUGAUCCACACACAGCUGCUGCUAACCAGCAGAGGAGACAUCGAGUUAGCUUACCACCGAGACAAACACCACCUGGUCCCCUGGUUAUCUGGUUACCAGCUCUUUCUCUGGGUAUGAUGAGGUGGUGACCCCGGGUCAGCCAGGCCAUGACAUGAUUGCAGUUCGGUGUGGAGAAGAGACGAGAGAGCAGAGUGAUUGAGAAAGAAGAAUGGGCAGGAGGGUCUGGGGCUGCUGGCAAAGUGUCUUCUCUACCGCAGUCCUCUACGGCUCUUUGGCCUUGUUUACCUCCAUCCUCCACAAUGUGUUCCUCCUUUACUACGUGCAGACAUUCGUGUCCGUGUACAAGAUUGAUAAAGUCUCCUUCUGGGUCGGAGAGACGGUUUUCCUGAUAUGGAACAGUCUGAACGACCCUCUCUUCGGCUGGCUGAGUGAUCGCUCCUUCCUCAGCUCUCCUCAGUCAGGCUCCGCGAUCACAUCUCCAGAGGUGGUGCUAAAGCGCCUGAAGGCCCUCUCCACAAAUGGCCCCCUCUUCUCCCUCUCCUUCCUGGCCUUCUGGGUUGCCUGGGCCAGACCAGGGCUGCAGUUCCUGCUGUGCCUGUGUCUGUACGACGGCUUCCUCACCAUGGUGGACCUCCACCACAGCGCCCUGCUGGCCGACCUCGCCGUGUCCGCCGCCGAUCGCACACGCCUCAACUUCCACUGCUCGGUGUUCAGCGCUCUGGGCUCCCUCUCCGUUUUUCUGUCCUACUCCUUCUGGGACAAGGAGGAUUUCUACUCGUUCCGUCUCUUCUGUGUGACUCUAGCUGCUUUCUCCAUCUUGGGCUUUUUCUUCGUGUCUCGGCUGUUGCGGCAUCGAUUCCAAAAGGAAGUCCUUCCCAAGCUGGAUGAGGCGCAGACACUGAAGGAUCUGAGUGUUGGCCACGCUCCACUGACCCACCCUGAAAAACCUGUCACCAUCGGGCAGUACAUCAAGCAGCUCUCCCAACACAAGAACUUCUUGUGGUUCGUGUCCAUGAACCUGAUUCAGGUUUUUCACUGCCAUUUUAACAGCAACUUCUUCCCUCUGUUCCUGGAGCACCUCCUGUCUGAUAAUAUCUCUGCCUCUACAGGUUCAAUCCUCCUCGGGAUCUCUUAUGUUGCCCCCCACCUCAACAACUUGUAUUUCCUGACACUGUGCCAGCGUUUCGGGGUAUACCAGGUUAUCCGCUGGCUAUUUAUGCUCAAACUGGGACUUAGUGUGGCUAUGCUGCUGGCAGGGGCUGACCACAUUUAUCUGCUCUGCAUCUUCAUUGCUAGUAACCGGGUCUUUACAGAGGGGACAUGCAAGCUCCUGAAGCUGGUCAUCUCUGAUCUGGUGGACGAGGACUUCGUGGUGAACAAGCGACAGCAGGCCGCCUCAGCGCUCCUCUUCGGGAUGGUAGCCCUGAUGACAAAACCUGGCCAGACAUUCGCCCCACUCAUCGGCACCUGGCUGCUAUGUGCUUACACAGGUUACGAUAUCUUCGAGAGGGAACCCGUGAAGGACUCUCUGGUUUCUGUGCCUGACGUUGCCUCCGGCUCAGGGACGCCACCUGUUCGCCUGGGCUGCUUCUACAUGUUGGUGUUCGUGCCUAUCACCUGUGCCCUGCUCCAGCUGGCCGCCUGGUCUCGCUUCACGCUGCACGGCCGCAAGCUGCAGGGGAUCAAGACCCUGAGGCAAGGGGCCCAGCACGGCCACCUUAUCGAUGUCAAGGCCAUAUGAACUGAACGGAUGCUGUCUGAAGCUGCACAAAGACACUUUGAAACAUUAACAUUACAAUCCUGAUGAUACAAAUUCAGAGGGAAAUGAAGCAGCAGCAGGCCGAUCAGGCGUCUAACUGCUUAACCUUGUGUGCCAGAAUAUGAACUAGUGCAUAACAUGUGGCUUUAUGGACAAAGAAGAAUGCACUGUAAACUCACAAAUCCCACUGGGAGAAACUUUAAACCUGCCUUAUUUUUAUAUUUAAAUAUUAAACUUAUAUUUAUAUUUGAACAGAUGACCAAAAGAUAAAGCCGAACAAAUCAAUCCUUUGGAUGUUGAUGGACCAAGGUGACAACUUUUCAUGAUGUGCCCUCUUUUAAUUCUGAUCUAAAGUGCAGUCUUAAAGCUCUCACUGCGAGGAAACAUUAGUGUGAUUCAGAAACAAGCGAGGCUGAAGUUCUCUUCUCUGAUGUUAACACAAUACAGAAAAUAACAUUACAUUUGAGUGCCAUAGAUAACUGCAUGUAACCUGCACCUCAGAGCUGAACCAUUACUGUCUCUUUACAUUUACACAGAACGCCCUGAGGACUGUAUUUUCUGAUAUGUCCAGUAUUGAUAACAGUGUUUCUUUUUGCACAAAACUGCCAUUAGUCUGAUGUACUUCUAACAUUCUGGUUAUGACACAACUUUAUGUACUGAAACCAUGAACAUUUGAAUAAGGAGAUCAGGCUGGUAAGCACAUUAUCAGCAUUUUUUUGUAAUUUUUGCAGAUUAUAUGACAAAUGUGUGGCACUACCACAAAUAAACCUCAUGUGUGCUGAACCAAA
This is a messenger RNA of Notolabrus celidotus (New Zealand spotty), 2702 nucleotides long. RefSeq names its product major facilitator superfamily domain containing 13A (gene slc68a1a). The record is from RefSeq and is a predicted model, not a curated record. The transcript is spliced from 9 exons. NCBI's taxonomy places the organism in Eukaryota, Metazoa, Chordata, Actinopteri, Labriformes, Labridae. The coding region runs from base 364 to 1896 and encodes 510 amino acids.